GCAUCUUCUAGAGACCCAAACGAUUCAAUUCGAGGACCACGUCACACAGCGCUCUAGAAGACGAGUUCUUCCUUUACAUGUGUGUUCCAAACUGAGCCGCAAGAACAUAUUCCAUUAGACUAUUCCCUUUCGUUUUCUUUUUUUCGUCACGAGCACGAUGAAGUUUCUUGUGAUUACUUGCUGCUGCAUCGCGAUCCAGAUCCUUGGCACUGCUGCUGAAGGAACGGAUUACUACGUUGGCGAUUGGACGACUGGAGUGAAUUUCACGCAAUGGUCUCAAGGCAGAGUCUUCCACGCCGGUGACAUACUGAUCUUCACAGUCUCCGCGAGUGAUACCAUCCUCCGGGUGCCAAAAUCUGUCUAUGAUGACUGCAAGUGGGAUUUGCGCUUCCCUAAGAUCUUCCCACAUCCAGGAAACACGACAUGGAACGAGACGGUGGUGCCAUGGGUGGGAGAAAACUAUUACGUCUCUUCGGUCCAGGACAAUUGCAACGCUGGGAAGAAGUUUAUGGUGAGCGUCGAGUCUCCUCCGGUUUACACUCCGACAGAGUACACGGUUGGAGAUGAUCGAGGAUGGGCUCCAGGUGUGGAUUACUCGCAGUGGACUGCCAACAAAAACUUCUACUUUGGGGAUUCUUUCAGGUUUUUGUUCAAUGCCUCGCAGCACUCGGUGGUGGAAGUUUGGGAGCCCGGUUACCAGCUUUGUAACGAGUCCUACUUUGUGCCGGUGCUCGGACUCGCGUCGAGGCAAAGCGAUGGAAGAACUUUGCUCAAGGUGGUGCCACCUCUGGGAAUGCGCUACUACACGAGCGCCAAUGGGAACGAUUGCCAGUCGGGGCUCAAGAUGGAGCUGGAGAUCAAGCCACAGUACGAGGCUUUUGCUCCAUCUCCAUCGCCAGAGGAAGCAUUCUCGCCCACUGGUGGAGUUGCCGGACAAGAAACCUCCGCUGGUUAUAGAUCGAUGACCUCGCUUGGAUCUGGAGCGGCGAUCGUGGUGUUGUUGCUGCUCGCCAUAGCUUGAUCGCGAUUUAUAUUGUUUGUGUGGUUUCCAUUUCUUCUAAUAAAACUACUUAAGUAA
Messenger RNA from Selaginella moellendorffii, 1078 nucleotides. RefSeq lists its product as uncharacterized. Bases 158 to 1021 code for a protein of 287 amino acids. Gene Ontology annotation, cellular component: plasma membrane. Gene Ontology annotation, molecular function: electron transfer activity. The record is from RefSeq and is a predicted model, not a curated record. The transcript has 3 exons. Lineage: Eukaryota; Viridiplantae; Streptophyta; Lycopodiopsida; Selaginellales; Selaginellaceae.